CUUCAAGCUUAGUUCCAUCAACACCAUGCCGAUCGUGUACGCGCUCGUGUCGCGCGAGAAGACGGUGCUGGCUGAAUAUACAGCAACGUCGGGAAACUUCCCUACUGUGACGCGUGUGCUGCUGGCCAAGAUCCCACCGACGGACGGGCGCAUGUCGUACGUGUACGACCGCCAUAUUUUCCACUACAUCGUGGAGGGCGGCGUGACGUAUUUGUGCAUGGCGGACGACGACCUCAAGCGACGCGUGCCUUUUCUCUUCCUGGAAGACAUGAAGAAGCGCUUUCAAUCCGCAUACGGGGAGCGCGCACUCACAGCCAUCGCCUUCGCCAUGAACGACCAGUUCCAGCACGAGAUCCGUCACUUGCUCGACUAUUACAACGCCAAUCCAGACGCAGACUCGCUCUCGAGGGUCAAGCAGCAGAUUGACGACGUUAAGGAUAUUAUGGUGGAGAAUAUUGAAAAGGUGCUGGACAGAGGAGAAAAAUUUGAGCUGCUCGUGGACCGCACGGACAAACUGAACCGCCAGUCGGUCAAGUUCGAACGUUCAUCCACGCAGCUACGCAAGUCCAUAUGGAGACGCAACGUUAAGCUCUGGCUGCUGCUCGUGGGUAUUGGGCUCUUUGUCAUUUAUCUCGUCAUCUCGAUGGCCUGUGGUUUCGACUUCAGCGGCUGCUCCGGCAAGCGGGACGACGAGUGACCAGAUCCGUCUUUUGUCAUUUUAUGGAAAGUAAAACACGUUUGCAAACUCA
Phytophthora infestans T30-4 is the source of this 749-nucleotide messenger RNA. RefSeq names its product vesicle-associated membrane protein, putative. Gene Ontology annotation, biological process: vesicle-mediated transport. The transcript has a single exon. The record is from RefSeq and is a predicted model, not a curated record. Bases 26 to 697 code for a protein of 223 amino acids. NCBI's taxonomy places the organism in Eukaryota, Oomycota, Peronosporomycetes, Peronosporales, Peronosporaceae. Gene Ontology annotation, cellular component: membrane.